Messenger RNA from Drosophila serrata, 576 nucleotides. RefSeq lists its product as uncharacterized. NCBI's taxonomy places the organism in Eukaryota, Metazoa, Arthropoda, Insecta, Diptera, Drosophilidae. The record is from RefSeq and is a predicted model, not a curated record.
UACAUGAUCUGUCAGUUUUUUCGAUUUUACACACUUUCAAAUUACAAUAUUUUUCCCCAAACAAAACAUCUUAAAAUUCCAAGUAAGAAAAUGGGUAAAACCAUUUGGGUUAUACUCGCAUUGGUCGCUGCUAUCGUAUACAGUGAUUCCCAAAGCUUCUAUGACGAGAUGACCUGUGGAAAUUGCUCAAGUGUGAACGAUGAAUGUGAAGUAACGUCGACAGGAUGGAAUUGUGAAUACAAGUUUGAUACCAGAAAGUUGAUUGAAAAUGGUGAUUCUUCUGGCAUACCAAAAUCCCUAAGCAAUGCAUGCUUCCUGGCAUGGAAUUCUUUGAUUCUAGAGGCUCUUUAUGGACAUUGUUGCGUUUGGUCCCCGAAAAUUGGUUGUCAAAAAAUAAUGAAAAAGGAUGACGAAAACCUUUGUUAUCACUGCACCAGAGCCAUUUGGUUACCAGUUAUGGAAGGCUUAACGUCUUGUGGAAAUUGGUAUUUACAUGGUGAAAGUAGCGGAAUAAUGUUCAAACCAGGGAAAUUCCUUUUUAUAAACAGGAAUACUUUAUUAAUUUUAAAUUUAUAA